AUCAUUAUAUUUUUGUUUAUUUUUUUCUCCAAAUGUCCUUCACCCAACUCCCCCACUCUCUCUCUACAUAUAUAAAUAUAUAUAUAUAUAUUUACUGCCAAAAGAUCUAACUGAUGAAUAGAUGAAAGGAGAAGAGAGAGUAAAGAAAAGUUGUAAAAAAUGGGCCUUAAAGUCGGAUAAAUGAAUGCAGAGUGUCUCAGUCGAGGGCCGUUGCAGAAAUUCUCGUUUCCCCCCCUCGCCUGUCCUUCGCUCUCAACAACUACGGAUAUUCAAAACAAUUCUAAUUGCAAAACUAUUAUCAAUAAAAAAAAAUAACUAAACAUAAUAAAUAAUAAACACAUAUAUACAAACUAUCGCAAGUGGCGCAGCCAGCUAUUUCUGUGAACGUAAAUUCUCAUAUCGUCGUUUAAUCGCCUUCCUGCCCUAUGCACUAUAUCAACAACAACAAAAAUUACAACAACAACAACAAGAAAAAGUCAACCCAAAAGCAAUCAUUAAAAAGCAAAUAACAAGUAAAAGUUGUAAUUGGAACAAAUGUUGUACAUACCUACGAUUAUAAUUGUAAAUAAAUUUGUACAAAAAUAAUUGCGAAUACCCGGAUCACCAUAAGUAAUAAUACAUAUAAAAAAAAAUUCAAUUAAACAUUAUAUUAAAUAUAAUGAGAUGAUAAUUAGGCUUUUUUCCAAAAAACACAAACUCUUCGUCCGAUUUAUUCGUUCAUAUAAAAAAUGAUUAUGUAAUAAUAAUUCCAAAUUACUUUCAAAUCACGGGUUCCCAAAAAUAUCGAAAAUAGUCGUACUCAUCGACUAUCGACUAUCGACUAUCGCAUGAACGGUAAUCGCAAUCGGAACCAUUAAUCGGCCAAAAAAAAAGAUAAAUAAAAAAUCAAUUUGACGCAAAUCGUUUUUGGCCAGCAAAAUUUAGCUAGAAGACAAAAUAUACAAGAAGAGGAAUUUUUUGCAUACAACAAAAUUUAACAACAAAAGAAACCAAAUAUAAAUUUAGAGCAAAUAAAUAAAAGAAAACAACAACAACAAGAGAAUACCAAGCAAACGCAGAGACCCAACAAUAAUUAGCAUUAAAAAUUGGUUAACAAAACGCAACACCCCAAAAAUAAGAAAGCUUGGAAGAAAAAGGAUAAGUUGUACGCCCAUUGUGAUUAUUAAUUUUAGACAUUAGGCCAAGAAACCAAACCGCAAAGAAUAUCGUUGCUUGGCCAAAAAGGAAACACUGAAUACAGCCAAAAAUCGACCAAGAGCUAAGGAUAUCGCAAAACCAAAAGCAACAUUAGCCGCCCAUAAAAAAAAGGAUUAUUAGAAAGAUUAUUAGCCGCAAAACUCUUAGUUCAAUUCCAUCCAAAAGAAAGUAAGAAGAAAAACCAAAUGUGAAGCGGUGCUAAAAAAGGGAAGAGUUAAGGAAACCAUUGAUGCGGCUAAAAAAGAUCAGAAACAACGACAGCUCAGAUCUGUAAAAAACCCAUCCUAUAACCUAAACUAAACAGAUAACUCUAGGUUUCUCCUUCUACGCGUCGCGAGUGCGCUUAACCGUUUCCGUUUCCGGUCUCGCUUCCGUUUCCGCUACCGCAACCGCUUCCGCUUCGGUUUCGAGUUCAAAUUCAACGUCACACUUUUAAUUCAAACAACCGCCAAGAUGACAAUGUGGCAGAGUGGCGGCAUGGGAGGCCAUGGCUCCCAGAACAAUCCAUGGAUGAAGCUGAUGGGGAUCGUACACAAGGAGCGACGCCACACGGACAAUGUUCAGAGUCAGUCCGGUUCCAAUGAGCGCAACCUCAACCAGUCUUUGCCCAAAUUGAGCAGUCAAGACGAAGAAGGGGCUGGUCAUGGCUUUGGUGGCGGACCGCAACACUUUGAACCCAUUCCUCACGAUCAUGAUUUCUGCGAAAGAGUCGUUAUAAAUGUAAGCGGACUAAGGUUUGAGACCCAACUACGUACGCUAAAUCAAUUCCCGGACACGCUGCUUGGGGAUCCAGCUCGGAGAUUACGGUACUUUGACCCGCUUAGAAAUGAAUAUUUUUUUGACCGUAGUCGACCGAGCUUCGAUGCGAUUUUAUACUAUUAUCAGAGUGGUGGCCGACUACGGAGACCGGUCAAUGUCCCUUUAGACGUAUUUAGUGAAGAAAUAAAAUUUUAUGAAUUAGGUGAUCAAGCAAUUAAUAAAUUCAGAGAGGAUGAAGGCUUUAUUAAAGAGGAAGAAAGACCAUUACCGGAUAAUGAGAAGCAAAGAAAAGUCUGGCUGCUCUUCGAGUAUCCAGAGAGUUCGCAAGCCGCCAGAGUUGUAGCCAUAAUUAGUGUAUUUGUUAUAUUGCUAUCAAUUGUUAUAUUUUGUCUAGAAACAUUACCCGAAUUUAAGCAUUACAAGGUGUUCAAUACAACAACAAAUGGCACAAAAAUCGAGGAAGACGAGGUGCCUGACAUCACAGAUCCUUUCUUCCUUAUAGAAACGUUAUGUAUUAUUUGGUUUACAUUUGAACUAACUGUCAGGUUCCUCGCAUGUCCGAACAAAUUAAAUUUCUGCAGGGAUGUCAUGAAUGUUAUCGACAUAAUCGCCAUCAUUCCGUACUUUAUAACACUAGCGACUGUCGUUGCCGAAGAGGAGGAUACGUUAAAUCUUCCAAAAGCGCCAGUCAGUCCACAGGACAAGUCAUCGAAUCAGGCUAUGUCCUUGGCAAUAUUACGAGUGAUACGAUUAGUUCGAGUAUUUCGAAUAUUUAAGUUAUCUAGGCAUUCGAAGGGUUUACAAAUAUUAGGACGAACUCUGAAAGCCUCAAUGCGGGAAUUAGGUUUACUUAUAUUUUUCUUAUUUAUAGGCGUCGUACUCUUCUCAUCGGCGGUUUAUUUUGCGGAAGCUGGAAGCGAAAAUUCCUUCUUCAAGUCCAUACCCGAUGCAUUUUGGUGGGCGGUCGUUACCAUGACCACCGUUGGAUAUGGUGACAUGACACCCGUCGGCGUUUGGGGCAAAAUUGUGGGAUCACUGUGUGCCAUUGCUGGUGUGCUGACCAUCGCACUCCCGGUGCCGGUCAUCGUCAGCAAUUUCAACUACUUCUAUCACCGCGAAACGGAUCAGGAGGAGAUGCAGAGCCAGAACUUUAAUCACGUUACUAGUUGUCCAUAUUUGCCAGGUACAUUAGGUCAACACAUGAAGAAAUCUUCGUUAUCCGAGUCAUCAUCGGAUAUGAUGGAUUUGGAUGAUGGUGUUGAGUCCACGCCGGGAUUGACAGAAACGCAUCCUGGACGCAGUACGGUGGCUCCAUUUUUGGGAGCACAACAGCAGCAGCAACAGCAGCAGCAGCAGACGCAGCAGCAGCAACAGCAGCCUGCAACAUCGAUGUCGAUGUCGCUGGAUAAGCAGCUGCAGCAUCCACUGCAGCAGCUGACGCAGGCGCAACUGUACCAGCAGCAGCAGCAGCAGCAGAAUGGCUUCAAGCAGCAGCAGCAGCAACAGCUGCAACAGCAGCAACAACAGUCCAACACAACAACAAUAAGCGCAAGCGCGAGCGCGAGUGCAACGGCGGCAACGGGCAGCGGCAGUGGCACCAGCGGCCUCACCAUGAGGCACAAUAAUGCCCUGGCCGUUAGUAUCGAGACCGACGUUUGACUACUGGUGCAAAAGACGUUACGUGGUAUAAAUUUGGCCUUGACAGGAGUUACGUUGGAUGCCAGAAACGACUACAAAAGCUGUUUAUAUUUAAUUUUAGUAGAACAAAUAACAAACAAAUU
This is a messenger RNA of Drosophila serrata, 3737 nucleotides long. RefSeq names its product potassium voltage-gated channel protein Shaker. Gene Ontology annotation, biological process: potassium ion transmembrane transport; protein homooligomerization; action potential. The record is from RefSeq and is a predicted model, not a curated record. Gene Ontology annotation, cellular component: voltage-gated potassium channel complex; membrane. Gene Ontology annotation, molecular function: delayed rectifier potassium channel activity; protein binding. NCBI's taxonomy places the organism in Eukaryota, Metazoa, Arthropoda, Insecta, Diptera, Drosophilidae.